GUGACGGCAAAAAAAUUAAUAAGCAAUUCAUCAAGUUCUUUGUUGGCUUCCUGUAAUGCGGUUUAGCACAGCCACAUGUAGAGCUGACAGAAAGCGGUGUCUAUCGGUGUAGAGAGUCUAGCAACUAUCAGGCGUUCAAACACAAUGAAGUUAAGACUUCUUCUCCUAUGGACUGUGCUUUCCUUCUCUGGAAAUAGUGCACUAGCACAGACAGUUCCUACUGCUGUCCUCAGCCCAGAAGGCUUCAAUGCAAGUCUAGGAUCCACUGUCACCUUCACUUGCAUCAUUAAUGGCACAGAGGAUGUUCUGUGGAUAGUAGACGGAAUCUCAGAUCCCACAGUGCAACGUCAGAGGGGGAUUACUCAAAACAGUACAGUUGGACAACCUGACGGAAGUUUUAUCUCUCGCAUUCAUAUUUCAUCCACAAUGGAGAAUAAUGGUAUUGAGAUUUUAUGCCGUGCAAUAGGGAUGUUCAAUGGACAAAGCGAAACAGUCACUCUAUUGAUCCAAGGACCGCUGAGCUCACCAACACCUCUCAAUAUUUUGGACUCAGGGGGAUCUACGCAGAGAUUGAGCUGGACACCACAACCAACAAUAGACCUCACCGAUAUCCAUCCAGACGUCAGCUACAAUGUUUGCUCUUCAAUCUUGAAUGAGGUGUCUUGCAAUGAUUUCCAAGGAACAGAAUUGUUAUUUGUAAACGUCAGAAUUGGGAUUGAGUUUUCUGUUGCCGCAGUUAAUGUGCUUGGUGAAAGCAAUGCUAGCACUAUCAAUCAUGAGCCUUGUGACUCUACAACAGCACCUACUCAAGUUGAUGGAGAUGUUGUUACAAGUGAUACGUCUCUGCAAUCUAGUGGGACUACUCCUUCUGUUACUUUCUCCUUUGAAAAAGGAAGUGGAGAUUCCAACUGUUAUAACCUGUAUCGGAUUGAAGCAUCACCGUCCAAUCAAGGCACUCCCCUCACCCAGGGACCAAUGUUCCCAACAGUGAGUGGAGGGGGGGACAUUUCUGUUAGUGUGACUUCUGGCCUUGUGAGAAACACGGUCUACAGCGUCAACAUUGUAUCAGUGAACGUCAAUGGAGAAAAUUCCUCAAUGGGAGACAUACAAUUCAGUGCCUAUGAUGUCCAGUCUAUUCAGGGUUCUACUCGCCCUGGGGCGAUAGCCGUCACAUGUAGUUUCACAAUUGGCUCAGUAGCAAGUAGUUGUAUUGUGAGGAUAUGUGAGGUUGUCAAUGGAAACGUAUCACCGAUGUGUCAAAAUCUCUCUGUUCCGAGAAAUCUUUCCGCUCCUGAAACAACUCAAGAGCUUAAUAAUAUACAGCCAGGUAUCUAUGCGAUUAUAGGUGUCACAGUGAAUAGUGGUGGAGAAAUGAUUCCUUUCACUAGUGGAGAUUUGAGGUUCCUUCAGCUUCAGAACAUAAACAUUACAGUUGGACUGCUGAGUUCUCCAACACCUCUCAAUAUUUCCGACUCAGAGGGACCUACUCGGAGAUUGAGCUGGACACCACCACCAACACUAGAAGUCAUCAGCCACUACAAUGUUUGCUCUUCAAUCUUGAAUGAGGUGUCUUGCAAUGAUGUCCAAGGAACAGAAUUAUCAUUUUUAAACAUCAGAAUGGAGAUUGAGUUUUCUGUUGCCGCAGUUAAUGUGGUUGGUGAAGGCAAUGCUAGCACUAUCAAUCAUGAGCCUUGUGACUCUACAACAGCACCUACUCAAGUUGAUGGAGAUUUUGUUACAAGUGAAAUCUCUCUGCAAUCUAAUGGGACUACUCCCUCUGUUACUUUCUCCUUUAGAAAAGGAGAUGUAGAUUCCAACUGUUUUAACCUGUAUCGGAUUGAAGCAUCACCAUCCAAUCAAGGCACUCCCCUAACCCAGGGAACAAUGAUCCCAACAGUGAGUGGAGGGGAGGACAUUUCUGUUAGUGUGACUUCUGGCCUUGUGAGAAACACGGUCUACAGUGUCAACAUUGUAUCAGUGAACGUCAAUGGAGAGAAUUCCUCAAUGAGAGACAUACAAUUCAGUACCUAUGAUAUUCAGUCUAUUCAGAGUUCUACUCGCCCUGGGACAAUAGCCGUCACAUGCAGUUUCACAACUGGCUCAGUAGAAAGUAGCUGUAUUGUGAGGAUAUGUGAGGUCAUCAAUGGAAACAUAUCGAUGAUGUGCCAAGAUCUCUCUGUUCCAAGAAGCCCUUCCGUUUCUGAAACAACUCAAGAGCUCAAUAAUCUACAGCCAGGUGUCUAUGCGAUUGUAGGUGUCACAGUGAAUAGUAGUGGUGGGGAAAUGAUUCCUUUCACUAGUGGAGAUUUGAGGUUCCUUCAACUUCAGAACAUUGAAAUUGCAAUUGGACUACUGAGCUCUCCAACAACUCUCAAUAUUUCUAACUCUGAGGAAUCUACUCAGAGAUUGAGCUGGACACCACCGCCAACGCUAUACCUCACCGAUGUCAUCAGCCACUACAAUGUUUGCUCCUCAAUUUUGAAUGAGGUGUCUUGCAAUGAUGUCCAAGGAACAGAAUUAUCAUUUUUAAACAUCAGAAUUAGGAUUGAGUUUUCUGUUGCCGCAGUUAAUGUGGCUGGUGAAGGCAAUGCUAACACUAUCAAUCAUGAGCCUUGUGACUCUACAACAGCACCUAUUCAAGUUGAUGGAGAUCUUGUUACAAGUGAUAUCUCUCUGCAAUCUAGUGGGACUACUCCCUCUGUUACUUUCUCCUUUGGCAAAGGAGGUGGAGAUUCCAACUGUUUUAACCUGUAUCGGAUUGAAGCAUCACCCUCCAAUCAAGGCACCCCCCUAAUCCAGGGACCAAUGAUCCCAACAGUGAGUGAAGGGGAGAAUAUUUCUGUUAGUGUGACUUCUGGCCUUAUGAGAAACACGGUCUACAGCGUCAACAUUGUAUCAUUGAACGUCAAUGGAGAGAAUUCCUCGAUGGGAAACAUACAAUUCAGUGCCUAUGAUGUUCAGUCUAUUCAGAGUUCUAUUCGCUCUGGGACUAUAGCCGUCACAUGCAGUUUCACAAUUGGGUCAGUGGCAAGUAGUUGUAUUGUAAGGAUAUGUGAGGUUAUCAAUGGAAACGUAUCGAUGAUGUGCCAAGAUCUCCCUGUUCCGAGAAAUCUUUCCGCUUCUGAAACAACUCAAGAGCUCAAUGGUGUACAGCCAGGUGUCUAUGCGAUUGUAGGUGUCACAGUGAAUAGUGGUGGGGAAAUGAUUCCUUUCACUAGUGGAGAUUUGAGGUUCCUUCAACUUCAGAGCAUUGACUUCACAGGUGAACUGCUGAGCUCUCCAACACGUCUCAAUAUUUCCGACUCCGAGGAAUCUAUUCGAAGAUUGAGCUGGACACCACCACCAACACUAUACCUGAUCGGUAUCAUCAGCUACAAUGUUUGCUCUUCAAUCUUGAAUGAGGUGUCUUGCAAUGAUGUCCAAGGAACAGAAUUAUCAUUUUUAAACAUCAGAAUUGGGAUUGAGUUUUCUGUUGCCGCAGUUAAUGUGGUUGGUGAAGGCAAUGCUAGCACUAUCAAUCAUGAGCCUUGUGACUCUACAACAGCACCUACUCAAGUUGAUGGAGAUUUUGUUACAAGUGAUAUCUCUCUGCAAUCUAGUGGGACUACUCCCUCUGUUACUUUCUCCUUUGGAAAAGGAGGUGGAGAGUCCAAUUGUUUUAACCUGUAUCGGAUUGAAGCAUCACCGUCCAAUCAAGGCACUCCCCUAAUCCAGAAACCAAGGAUCCCAACAGUGAGUGGAGGGGAGGACAUUUCUGUCAGUGUGACUUCUGGCCUUGUGAGAAACACAGUCUACAGCGUCAACAUUGUAUCAGUGAACGUCAAUGGAGAGAAUUCUUCAGUGAAAGACAUACAAUUCAGUGCCUAUGAUGUUCAGUCUAUUCAAGGUAAUUCUCCUCGCCCUGGGGCAAUAGCCAUCACAUGUAGUUUCACAAUUGGAUCAGUAGCAAGUAGUUGUAUUGUGAGGAUAUGUGAGGUCGUCAAUGGAAACGUAUCAAUGAUGUGUCAAGAUCUGUCUGUUCCGAGAAAUCCUUCCUCUUCUGAAGCAACUCAAGAGCUUAAUAAUCUACAGCCAGGUGUCUAUGCGAUUGUAGGUGUCACAGUGAAUAGUAGUGUGGAAUUGAUUCCUUUCACUAGUGGAGAUUUAAUGUUCCUUCAGCUUCAGAACAUUAACGUUACAGAAGAAUCACCAACCACCCCCACAAUGGCUACUGAAGUCACAUCAGAUUCCAUUGGGGACUCUUCAGCCAAUGCGGGUAUAGCAGCUGGAGUUGUUGGAGGAAUCAUAGGUUUUGUUUGUAUUGGCUGCAUAUCCACAAUGGCUGUUGGAGCUAUCCUCAAAAUGAUAUCUUCUAAAAGAAGAGUGAAAAAACCAGUUGACGAAAAUAUAAAUCCUCAACUUCAUCCCAAUGAAGUGCACUUCAGUUAAGAAAUGAAGCGUAGGAUACAACAGGCAAACACACCCCCAUUUGUAUGACACUGCCAGCACAUAUACACAAUGUGUGCUGAAAUGAACAUUAUAAUCAAGCAUUGCAAAGUUCUUUCAGAUAUGUACGUCAUGUAGAUAUAAUUAUAUUUUACAUUGUAAUCUA
Halichondria panicea is the source of this 4591-nucleotide messenger RNA. RefSeq names its product fibronectin-like. The coding region runs from base 145 to 4428 and encodes 1427 amino acids. Gene Ontology annotation, molecular function: protein binding. The record is from RefSeq and is a predicted model, not a curated record. The transcript has 18 exons. NCBI's taxonomy places the organism in Eukaryota, Metazoa, Porifera, Demospongiae, Suberitida, Halichondriidae.